Messenger RNA from Moesziomyces antarcticus, 723 nucleotides. RefSeq lists its product as uncharacterized. The coding region runs from base 1 to 723 and encodes 240 amino acids. NCBI's taxonomy places the organism in Eukaryota, Fungi, Basidiomycota, Ustilaginomycetes, Ustilaginales, Ustilaginaceae. The record is from RefSeq and is a predicted model, not a curated record. The transcript has a single exon.
AUGCCCGCAUCCCGAUCUCCCCAAUCCGAUUCGGCUCAAAUCGGCAAGAUUUCGAGCCAACUGUCACGCGGCUGGAGCCUCACUUUUGUCUGCCCUCCAACAGCUUCCGCAUCACUCUCAUCCACACUACCUCUCUUCCUCAACUUCAUCCUUUGGUGCGGCUCAGGAUCUACGAGCACGAUGUACUGUCUUCGGUGGUGGAUCCCGCUGUUCCUGCUGCCGUUCCCGCACGCGUCGCCUUUGUUCCUGGUGCUGUUCCUCGUGUCGUUUGCACUGCACUCACAGCCAUGCAUCUACUGCGCACUCAUCCUAACGGGUCUCUUCACCACCUCGUCCAACUGGUACGGCCCCACAUCCACCAUUGUCCCCGCCAUCAAUGCUGCAAAUCACACCGCACAGCCACGCGCGAGCUAUGGCUGGAUCGACCUCGGUCUCUCCGGCGGAAACGGCUUCUUUAACCCCCUAGCACGACCACGUGCGUCAACACCAACACCACCUGCGAAUGAGGAUCAAGUAGACGACGGGCUCUUCAGGCUGGCGAUACCCUGGUCGGACUUGGAAUGGAACGUGCCCAAGCGGUUUCAUGUCGGACCGAGCAAGCACCAGGGCUUGGGGUUCUGGAUCGACCUCGGCCCAAAGCUCGAUUCACCAGCUCAGCCGGCUAUGCAAGCAGCAUCCACACUAUCUCCAACCGAUACCUCGUCGCAACACACAGAACUCUGA